Molecule: messenger RNA, 4416 nt
Organism: Macrosteles quadrilineatus (aster leafhopper)
Lineage: Eukaryota; Metazoa; Arthropoda; Insecta; Hemiptera; Cicadellidae
Product: BMP-2-inducible protein kinase-like
Exons: 16
Coding region: 291-3956 (1221 amino acids)
Biological process (GO): protein phosphorylation
Molecular function (GO): ATP binding; protein kinase activity
Source: RefSeq, a predicted model, not a curated record
UUGUGUAAAAAGUAAGAAGUGAAGUGAUAUGUUUUCUGUUUUCCGUGUCAAGAAGAUGGUUGCUGAUUUUAAUUUUAAGCUGCUAGGUCGAAGAAAGUGAUGUUUACAAUUGUAAUUACAUAGGUUUUAGGCAUACAAUGUUAAAGCUCUCCUAUUUGUAUGUUUAGUUUGUCCGAACAUUAUACUUCCUGAUAUUUUGAACUAGGCCUUCAAGAAAAGCCAAUGUAGGACACCUACAUUUCUUUUGAAGUGGUUGACGUUGCCGUUAACCUGGACCAUAUCAACAUCACAUGUUAAUAUCGUAUAAAAACGUACCAAAAAUGAAGAAAAUAUUUUCUAAAUUUGAAACUAAAAUUGACAACACCCCCAAGGAACCCAAUAGCUUUGUAGGGAAGGCCUUUACUGUAGGGAGGAUUACAGUGACAGUUGAAGAUGUAAUUGCAGAAGGUGGGUUUGCUGUAGUGUUUCUAGUCAAAGGCAACAACAAGAGAUAUGCAUUGAAGCGAAUGUAUGUGAAUAACGAACAUGAUCUAAGCAUCGCCAAGAGAGAAAUACAGAUUGCUAGCAACCUAAGCGGUCACAAGAACAUCAUCGGAUAUGUGGACUCUAGCAUCACACCUACAGCCAACGGUGUGUACGAGGUGCUGCUGCUCAUGCCUUACUGUCGGACUCACGUUCUGCAGAUGAUGAAUACCAAGUUGCAGUCAGGCUUCACAGAAGCAGAAGUGUUACAGAUAUUUUGUGACGUUUGUGAAGCUGUGUCAAGACUGCAUCAUUGUCAGACUCCUAUCAUACAUCGAGAUCUAAAGGUAGAGAAUAUCCUGGUGAGUGAGACAGGCAGUUACGUAUUGUGUGACUUCGGCUCAGCCACUGGUAAGGUGCUCAACGCCUGCGCGACAGGUCAGAGCGCGCCUGCCGCAGCCGCAGUGCAGGAGGAGAUACAGAAGUAUACAACGCUCAGCUACCGAGCACCUGAGAUGGUGGAUUUGUAUUCCGGCAAGCCCAUCACGACCAAAGCCGACGUCUGGGCUUUAGGCUGUUUACUGUACAAACUGUGCUUUUUCUCAUUGCCCUUUGGAGAAAGCACCCUGGCUAUUCAAAGUGGAGCCUUCACUAUCCCGGAUAACUCCAAGUUUUCACGUGGAAUGCAUUGCCUUAUAAGAUAUAUGUUGGAACCGGAUCCAGAAAAAAGGCCUGACAUCUUCCAAGUCUCCUACAUUGCCUUCACAUUGCAAGGGAAAGAAUGUCCUGUUCAAAAUUUAUAUAAAGUGCCAGUGCCAUCAAUAGACCAGCUGGUCUGUCCUCCGUUUGAAAGUGAAGCAUCCAAAAGACAGCCUGUCAAGCCAGCCUCCAAGACACCCUUGCCUACCACCGCCAUGAUUGAGGGCACUAGCGUCACCCCUAGACAGCGCCCCAAGAGAACCAAUGCUGUUCCCGGGAGUAUUCCUCCCCCUCUGGUCGGGGCUUCCCCUACUCCGCCUGCACCGCCAGUCUCCGCCAAGCUGCCCGAGCCCCCACCACCCCCUGCCAGGCUCAACAGCGCUGACUCUGCCGAGGCUUUGUUCCCACCUUCAGGAUAUCCAGAUCCGUUCCGAGAAGAGGAGGGGAUGAAGAGGUCUCCUCCGACACAGUCUGUGUCUCAGUGUCCAAUAGCAGGGGAACACUCUCCCUCCACUUCCCCCUCUGGUCAUCAUCCCUCCCAUCGGAGGAACGUCAGCGACACCUCCGCGUUCAACAAAGUGUUUGCAGAUGAGACUAGUCAGUUUCUGGCUCCGUACGACUCAACAGUCAAGACACAGUCUGGUACCAGCUCUCCUCCCGAGACCAACAUGACUGUCACUCAUAACAUCUCAACCUCACAUAGCGAGUUGCCGGUGGGUGCCGCAGUCGCACCAGAAGGGAGGUCGCUGUCCGCAGCUGGACCGGUCGGUUGGAACCCCUUCGAAGAACCUCCCUUCAGCCAAGUGGCCGAUGACCCUGCCUUCAGCCAGAUGACAGAAGAUCACAUCUUCGGUGCCGAGUUUGAUAGGAUCAAAAGAGGAUCUCAAACAAGUAUUUCCAAUGUGAAGAGUAGAGAAAGUUUGGUAAUGGCCGUGUCUAAUAGUGAAGACCCGUUCAGUUCUGCUCCUUUUACAUUACCUGUGUCUCGUCAGAACUCGAAGUCCGGCAAAUCCUCUUCAGCAUCCGUCGUAGAGUUAAAGAAGAGUCAAGCCGAGGAAUGGCGCAGUUAUCUCUCGACCAACGGGCUCUGCAUCAAACCGACGCCAUCCCCUAAAGAAGAAGAAGUUGACCCACCCCUAUCUUCGUCUCCUCCUUUCGUACGAGCCCCGCUAGAGGACCGGUCAAAAUAUGAGAAACUCACAUUCAACGUCGACGACAUUUCAUCGGACGACAGUGAUGACAAUCUAAGAGAGGGAAAGAAGAGUGAUAUAUUGAGGAACGCAAAAUUUGGCCGAAGAAAGAAGCCUGGUGUGAAAGGGCGGACAAAAAUUUCCAAGAAAAGAAAGAACAGUAAACAACCAGGAGAGGUGAGUGGGGAGGUUUCAGACGAUUCUAUUGGAUCAGCGAGUGACUUGAGAGCGCGAGAAGAGGAAGAAGAAGAAGAGAAAGGGACAGGGGAGACGGAAACAAUAAAUGAUAGUGUGAUGACUUGUGGAUCCUCAGCCUACCACGCAGAGACUGAGAGCAUGGCGUUGGAAGAAACAAUCAACAAAUGUCCGAGAGUGCCAGAAGUGCCUGAGACGGAGGGGGAGACGGACAUGUUGUUUGUAGGUCAUUCCUACGGGGAGAAACCUCUCCUAGCAGAUGACGAGUUGGACACUGAGGACGAAAAUCCACCGUCUCCACCAUUACUAAUAAAAAUUGAAGAAGAAACACCUUCCAAAGACGUCUUUGCUCUAGCUCCAUUUCAAAAGCCAGAUUCCAAGAAAAAAACUCAGAGAGAAGUGAACAUCACUCCUGAUUCGCUGCUGCAAUUGUCAACGCCUUCUCCUCCUCUUCUAGUCGCAAUAUCUCCUGUGGUCGCCGAAGGAUCACUGGUGGACCUCAGUGAUGAUAGUAACGACACUAAUCACGAUGUAAGAGAUUCCGGAUUCAAUACUUUUACUGGAGAUUACGACUCUAGUAAAACUUUUCCUAUAUUUCCUCAGGACAUUGUCCCCGCUGAAAGUAUCAUCAACGACGAUAAAGACUUAUUCGGGUCUUCUCCGUUUACCAAACACAGCAGCAACCCGUUUGCAGACGGUGAGAUCGUUUCGACCAAUAACGGUUUGUACCACAAAACGUCGAUUAUUAUCGGCGGGUCUGACAGGAAGGCAAGCUUCUCUGAGGAACAGAACAGAGAUCCUUUCCCUAAGAUUAAUAAUCUGUUUGUCUCAACAGUUCCUACUAGUUCUAAUAAAGAUCUGUUCGGUUCAUUACCUUUCAAUCACUUACCAAAGACAGCUCAGGAUACACAGUACUUUCCACACAGGCCGACCUCUUUGUCCGUGAAUGUAGAAAGUUUAUCCAAAGAAAUUUCCAACAAUCUUUCGCAGAGGAUUGAAGAGUUAGGUCUUGAAGCACCUCCUGACACAUCGUCCCCGGAAGCGCUAAUGCUUCCUGAGGCGGCUGAAGAAACCAACUUGAAAACAAAGAAAGAUCACCUAAUUCAUAGCCUAUCGGAAAAGUGUAAAUACCACUUGAUAGAAGAACCGCGAAAGUCGCCACUCCAGGGGAAGCACAAGAUUAUAAAAUCUUCUGUUUCUAAGAAAACUGGUAAAAUCUCAAAGAAAAUCAGUAAAAUAUCCAAAACAGGGUUUAGCAACAUGAGUUUCGAGGAUUUUCCGAGUGACGAUGUAGAGGAAGGAGUCGAUCACUCGAGCUCAGUACCUUUUGAAGUCUUGAGGGAUGAAAAGCCUGUUGAAACCGAUCGUAGGCACGGUUCUCUAAAAACACGGAACAAUCCGUUCUCUUGAGGGCCGAAGGCGCGAGCCACCUCAAACUACCAGGUGCUACACGCUUGUAAGUGAUUAUUGACAUUCCUUUCUCAAACUUCACCUGUUACUUGACAACUCUCCAACCUCAACAACUCUCAGCAACAAUUUUAAAUUUUACAUAAACAUAGAUAUUUUUACAUCCGUCAUGUAAUAGAAAUAGAAAUUUCAAGACUAACAAUGCUAACAAACUAUAAAACACGUACCUAAAUAAGAUAAAACUUUGUAAAGUGUUAAAUAGCAUUUUAACCCAAUGGUUUUUCUUAUUUAAACAUUUAAUGCUUUACUUUUAGCGUCCAAUUAAAAAAGUGCUUUUAUCUUAAAUAACUAUACUUUUAAAAUUAUAUUUUAAUAAACUGUUCUCUUUUUAAAAUCCCGUAAUUAAGUGUUAAUUAGUGCUUUAACUUCUUAGUUAUAUUUAAAAGUUAUAGCUAAUUAAGUA